GGUAAAGCGUUGAGCACAGUCACGUUUACAUAACGAUAUCUUUUGAAGUCGCCAAGUCGGGUUCAGAAAAAUCAACGAAAAUGCAGAACAUUACAAUUUGUGUUGUUUUUUUGGUUUUAGGCUCGUUCCUGUUUUUGACUGCUGGAGCUCAAGAGGCUCAAGAGCCUGUCAAAUUAGUCGAUAUUUAUGAUGAUCUUCCAGCAGGUAUUAAAACCAUAAUAGAUAAAUAUGACGCCGAAAAAGGUACAAUCAACUAUGAGACAUUCCUAACCGAGUUGAAAAAAGUUGAUGCUGAUUAUAAAAUGUUGAAAGAGAAGUUGAAGCUUACAGAUGAGCUUACUAAAGAGACUCUCCAAACUCUGUUUGAAGAAUACAAAACGAGGGUUCAGCCUGCAAAACCGAUGGUGAAAUUAGCCGAUAUUUAUGAUGAACUUCCAGCAGGUAUUAAAACCAUAAUAGAUAAAUAUGACGCCCAAACAACUGACAUCGACUAUCAGGCAUUCUUGGGGGAGUUGAAAAAAGAUGAUGCUGAUUAUAAAAUGUUGAAAGAGAAGUUGAAGAUAGAAACUAUUUCAGACCUUACUGAAGAGAAACUAAAAACUCUGUUUGAAGAAUACAAAACGAGGGUUCAGCCUGCAAAACCGAUGGUGAAAUUAGCCGAUAUUUAUGAUGAACUUCCAGCAGGUAUUAAAACCAUAAUACAUAAAUAUAAAGCCCAAACAACUGACAUCGACUAUCAGGCAUUCUUGGGGGAGUUGAAAAAAGUUGAUGCUGAUUAUAAAAUGUUGAAAGAGAAGUUGAAGCUUACAGAUGAGCUUACUAAAGAGAAACUCCAAACUCUGUUUGAAGAAUACAAAAAGCCAGAGAAUAGUUCAAGUAGAAAUGGUGUUACUAUAGUAACAGUUGUCAUGGUUUCUGUGGUCUCAAUGUUGGUACCCUAUUUGAAAUAAUUCUGAUUGUUUUAUAUUUUAUCUUUGUGUUUGUAAUAUUUAGGGGGAUGGGGUGGGGCUAAUAUUUAGUAAUAAUACUCAACUACACGCUUUUAUAAUGGAGGUCUAGAUGUUGAUGGUUUUUUCUUGAGGUUUCACUUCCCACUUAUGAUCUGGCUUUAUGAUUUAAAACUUAUUUCCAGUUGUUUUGUAUGUUAAUUACCUCGAUUCUAUAAUAAUAUUUAUUUUUGUCCUAAAUUUUUUUAACCUUUUGUUCUGUGAUUUUUCCUAAUAAAUAUAUUCUUAGACUAUGUGGACUCUCUGAAAACCUAGAGAGCAAAUAAACAAUAUAAAAACAAUGUGGACUCUCAGAAAGAGAUGUAGAGUUGACAUAAAUACCAAAUAAAUGCCCCACUUUUGGGGGUUGAAUUGA
Molecule: messenger RNA, 1362 nt
Organism: Lottia gigantea (owl limpet)
Lineage: Eukaryota; Metazoa; Mollusca; Gastropoda; Lottiidae
Exons: 6
Coding region: 81-950 (289 amino acids)
Source: RefSeq, a predicted model, not a curated record